GGCUUUAGUGGCAGCAUGAAGCGCGCCCAGACUGCGGAGGAACGAGAGCGUGAAGCUAAGGUACUUGACAUCCUUUCAUCCUUCAUAUGGUUACUCUCAAAAGGAGCGCACAAACUGAGGCUCCUCGAGGAGCUUGAAGACACCUGGCUUCCUUACCUGACCCCCAAAGAUGAUGAGUUCUAUCAACAGUGGCAGCUGAAAUAUCCUAAACUGGUUCUCCGGGAAGCCGGCAGUAUAUCCGAGGAGCUGCAUAAAGAGGUCCCUGAGGCCUUCCUCACACUGCAUAAGCAUGGCUGCUUGUUUCGGGACCUGGUUAGGAUCCAAGGCAAAGAUGUGCUCACCCCAGUGUCUCGAAUCCUCAUCGGGGACCCAGGCUGUACCUACAAGUACCUGAACACCAGACUCUUCACAGUGCCCUGGCCAGUGAAGGGCUGCACCAUCAAUUACACAGAGGCUGAGAUCGCUGCUGCAUGUCAGACCUUCCUCAAGCUCAAUGACUACCUGCAGGGUGAGACCAUCCAGGCCUUGGAAGAACUGGCUGUCAAAGAGAAGGCUAAUGAAGAUGCUGUGCCUUUGUGCAUGGCAGAGUUCCCAAGGGUUGGCAUGGGGUCAUCCUGUGAUGAUGAAGUGGACAUUAAGAGCAGAGCAGCCUACAACGUGACUUUACUAAACUUCAUGGAUCCCCAGAAAAUGCCCUACCUGAAAGAGGAGCCUUAUUUCGGCAUGGGGAAAAUGGCGGUGAGCUGGCAUCACGAUGAGAACCUGGUGGACAGAUCAGCCGUGGCAGUGUACAGCUAUAGCUGUGAAGGCUCUGAGGACGAAAGUGAGGAUGAGUCCAGCUUCGAGGGCAGAGAUCCCGACACUUGGCAUGUUGGUUUCAAGAUAUCGUGGGAUAUCGAGACGCCAGGCUUGGCAAUACCUCUUCACCAGGGAGACUGCUAUUUCAUGCUGGAUGAUCUCAAUGCCACCCACCAGCACUGUGUUUUGGCUGGUUCACAGCCUCGUUUUAGUUCCACCCACCGAGUGGCAGAGUGCUCAACAGGCACCUUGGAUUAUAUUUUACAACGCUGCCAGUUGGCGCUGCAGAAUGUCCUCAAUGACUCGGAUAAUGGUGACGUCUCUCUGAAGUCCUUGGAACCUGCAGUUUUGAAAAAAGGAGAAGAUAUCCACAAUGAGGUCGAGUUUGAGUGGCUGAGACAGUUCUGGUUUCAAGGAGAUCGAAACAAAAUUUGCACCGAUUGGUGGUGUGAACCCAUGACUCAGCUGGAGGGGCUGUGGAAGAAGAUGGAGAGUGUGACAAAUGCUGUGCUUCGUGAAGUUAAAAGAGAGGAACUCCCUGUGGAACAAAGGAAUGAAAUUCUGGCUGCCAUCCUGGCCCCGCUCACCGUGCGCCAGAACCUGAGGAAAGAAUGGCACACCAGGUGCCAGUCCCGAAUUGUCCGGUCUUUACCAGCUCAUCAGAAGCCAGACUGCCGACCCUACUGGGAGAAGGAUGACCCUUCCAUGCCUCUGCCCUUUGACCUCACAGAAGUGGUUUCAGAGCUCAGAGGCCUGCUUCUGGAAGCAAGACCCUAGAGGAAGCACAAUUCUUCAGGGGAGAAGAAAAAGAUAUCUUUGGCUUUCCUCCCCAAACCUUGGACAAGGGUAGUGUAGACACCUUUCAACCUGUAGGUAAUAGGACCUGGGUUUCAGUUCAAGACAGUUAGAAAAUAAAGCUCACAAAUACUAAAAUGUUGAAUAAUCAAUCACUCAGUGUUUCAGUCUGAUUUGGUGUUAAACUAGAACACACACACACACCCCAAAAAGUAUUCCCCAAACUUUUUUGCCCCUUUGGGAGCCCUUUUGUCCCCAGGGUGGCAACAGGGACGAGCUAAGCCUGUGACAAGCCUCACCUUCUUUCCUCUUGGGCUAGCCCCGUCAGAGACUGGGAGGAGACCCAGGCAUGGGACCACAGAACUGGAGAGACCCAUCCCAGCUUCUCACCUUGGCUCUGGCAGUUGGGCCAUCCAAAACGGCAGUUACUAGCUCACUGUGGCUGUGCAGACUUAGAUUCAGCUCGAUUAUAGUUAAAAAUUCCUCUGGCCACAAGUCAAGUGCCUAGCAGGAGGGUACCGGUGACUGUGGUUUUAGACAACAUAUGGAUGUUUCCAUGUUUCAAGUUUAUGAGCAGGCACCCCCUCUUACGGUUUUCUGUAGUGACUAUUGCUGCCGUAACCGUGGAGGAAAGAAAGGAAAAGCAAUUGCUGAACAGUAAACUCUUCCCUUCUUCUCAGAGACAAAGCUCAGAGAGGGCCUGACUGAUUGCCCUGUACACUGCACACAGGAAGAGGAAGGAACAACAAAGGAAAUGGCCACAUCCUGGCUUUACGGGGCUUCCCUGAUCCAAUGACAGGCCAGCCCUGUAGACUCUAUUUCAUGGAGUUAGCGUUUCUUUUAGAAUUCCCCCAUUUGUGGGUACUGGCAGGUGGUAUGGGAACUUGAAGGACCCAACUCCCCAUCCCAGUGAUGCCAGAGCGUCACAGGCUAUAGGGAAAUGUUAAGCCUGAAUUCUAAUUUCCAAGUGCCAGGAUUCCCACUCACUCUGUGACCUUCGCAUGUCCUUGUAUCUCAGCCUCCUCAUCUGUGUGGUGGGAGGUGUUAAAAGUGUCAACUGCUAAAUAUGAAGAUUAAGUGACAUGACGGAGCUACAGACCUGAAGCAAUGUCUAGCAUACCUAGCUCCACACCUGAUACAUAUUAGUGUUGUUAUGUGAGUUGCCCUGGCUGUAGCAGUCUUCCUCCCCCGCAGCAGUCCUUUGCUAUCUGUGGCUCAUGGCCCACAUCUCUUUCUGCUGGCCUGAGGUCUUUCGGUGGCCCCUUCCCUCAGCCUAUGACUUUGUGGUAUUGGUCGGGACCUUCUGCAUGUGGAGGGGUACACAACAGUGUUUUUGCUGCAGUCAGGAUUCCAUCUGAGAUGCCUUCCAGCCCAGAAUUAGCCACAGGAGCUGCAUUUUACAAAGCAGCUAGGAUUUCCUAGUGUAGGGACCCAAGUCUCUUAGGCCUUGAUGUGUCCUCUUUUGUCACUGAACUGCAGCUUCCUCAUUAGUAGAGAGGUGAGGUCCAUUCUCAGAGGGUACUGCCAUAGAUGAAAUGAAAUGACCUAAGUAAGGUGUAGGUGGCUUCAGAUGUCACAGGUUGGCCCACCACCACCAUCCCCAGCUGCCAGGCUCUGGUUUAUUAGGCCCCAUGAUAUUUCUUCUGUGCUCUAUUCCAUUAGGUGCCAAAAUUAAAAAUUGGGGAGAUUCCACAUAAAAUAAAAAUUUCUGCAUUCUCUUUAGAAGUCAGAAUGCCUAUGUGCUCCUGGGUCUCUAUACCCGCAUGGCAGUGGCUUGGCAGUGUCUGUGACCUCUAUGCUCUGCUACGACCCUGCUACUCCUUGUCGUCAUUUUAUAAACAUGAUCCCCCAACAGUGCUUUCUAAACCUGCUUGCUCACACCCGUUAGUAGAAAGCAGUAGUGUCGCGUGCUCAGUGUGUGUUCCUCCUGUUGAACUGUGUUCAUGGUCUGCUUGUACUGCUGUGCUGUGUGCACCCGUUCAUACACAAUAAAGAACACAAAGAUGAGAAACCAAA
Molecule: messenger RNA, 3609 nt
Organism: Cricetulus griseus (Chinese hamster)
Lineage: Eukaryota; Metazoa; Chordata; Mammalia; Rodentia; Cricetidae
Source: RefSeq, a predicted model, not a curated record